GCGCCUUAGCUUCAUGACGUCAAUUUCCUCCGACUCUAGUCAAGAUAGCGAUUUGAUCGUUUGAUCUGAAAAGAACAACAUCAGCGGAGGAUGAACCUAAAUCCUGGCUGGCUGCUGCUUCUCUCCAUCGCUGCCGGGGUCUGGUCGGUGCCUAUUGAUCGCAAUGGAGGCCACCAAGAAGUUAAAGAGGAAGUACCGGAGGAGAAUGCUGACACAGGCCUGUACUACGACAGGUAUCUCAGAGAGGUGAUCGAGGUUUUGGAGACUGACCCUCACUUCAGAGAGAAACUGCAGACAGCCAACACAGAGGACAUCAAGAAUGGCCGCCUCAGUAAGGAGCUGGACCUGGUCGGUCACCAUGUCAGGACUCGGCUGGAUGAGCUGAAGCGGCAGGAGGUGUCUCGGCUCAGGAUGCUGCUGAAGGCCAAACUGGACAGCACCAACACACAGAGCCUCCAGAUGGACCACGCCUCCCUGCUGAAGCAGUUUGAACAUCUGGAUCCACACAAUCAAAACACGUUUGAGGCAAAAGACCUUGAGCUGCUGAUCUCGACGGCCACCAAGGACCUGGAGAACUACGACGCCGAGAGACACGAGGAGUUCAAGCGCUACGAGAUGCUGAAGGAGCACGAGAGGAGAGAGUACCUGAAGGGCCUGGACCUGGAGAAGAGGGAGAAAGAGGAGAAGAGACUGCAAGAUUUGCAGGACAAACACCGGCAGCACCCUAAAGUUAACUCUCCGGGAAGUGUUGCUCAGUUGCGGGAAGUUUGGCAGGAGACAGAUGGCCUGGAUCCACAAGAGUUCAACCCUAAAACCUUCUUCAAACUGCAUGAUACAAACGAAGAUGGUGUUUUAGACGAGCAGGAACUGGAGGCUCUCUUCACGAAGGAGCUGGAGAAGGUCUACGAUCCAAAGAAUGAGGAGGAUGAUAUGAUGGAGAUGGAGGAAGAAAGGCUCAGGAUGAGGGAGCACGUCAUGAAGAAUGUCGAUACAAACAAGGACCGGCUCGUCACUCUGGAGGAGUUCCUGAAAUCCACAGAGAAGAGGGACUUUCAUAACCCCAGAGAGUGGGAGACUCUGGACACGAAGCCGGCGUACACGGAGGAAGAACUCCAGCGUUUUGAGACCGAGCUCCGAGACAAAGAAGAAGAUCUGAAGAGGAGGGCGGAGACGCUGCGGCAGGAGCAGGACCUGCUGAAUGAAAGAGGCAAAGCCCUGGAGGCUCAGAAGAAAGAGUACCAGCAGGCGGUGUUAGAGAUGUCCCAGAGGCAGAAAGAGCAGCAGGCAGCAGAUGGGCAGCCCCCUGCAGGCCCUAAUGGAGAACUACAGUUUCAACCACAGGCCCCGAAACCUGAAGUUAAAGAGGAAAAAGCUCCAGCUGAGCAAGAAGUUCAAGUCCAGAACAAUCUGCCUGCAGAGCCUCCACAGAAUCUGCCUCUAGAAACUUAACGCAGCACGCUCUGACAGACUUCACACACACACACACACACACACACACACACA
Molecule: messenger RNA, 1503 nt
Organism: Limanda limanda (common dab)
Lineage: Eukaryota; Metazoa; Chordata; Actinopteri; Pleuronectiformes; Pleuronectidae
Gene: nucb1
Product: nucleobindin 1
Exons: 13
Coding region: 91-1449 (452 amino acids)
Cellular component (GO): extracellular exosome; endoplasmic reticulum-Golgi intermediate compartment
Molecular function (GO): calcium ion binding
Source: RefSeq, a predicted model, not a curated record